Molecule: messenger RNA, 1267 nt
Organism: Aedes albopictus (Asian tiger mosquito)
Lineage: Eukaryota; Metazoa; Arthropoda; Insecta; Diptera; Culicidae
Exons: 1
Coding region: 69-587 (172 amino acids)
Source: RefSeq, a predicted model, not a curated record
UUGAAAAUCUCUUUGAUUAUUCAAGACGUCACAGUUUGGCGGCGAGGAAAAAACCAGAAGAUUCGAAGAUGAACGUGAAGCCCCCGGAGUUCAACGUCGGAGAUUCCUGGCCACUUUAUCAAGAACGCUUGGAACGCUUUUUCGUGGCCUACGACCUUAACGACGAGGACGACGACGAGAGAAGAGCUGCGUUCCUGCUGACUUCCGUUUCCCUGGAGGUCUACCAGAUCAUCAAGAAUCUGUAUUUCCCGGACAAGCCGGAAUGCAAAAGCUUUUCCCAGCUCUGCGAAGUGAUGCGCCAGCGGUUUACCCAAACGGUGGUGGUUUUUCGAGAGCGUUCGAGAUUUUUCGAAGCACGUCAAGGCGACAACGAGUCGGUGGUGGAGUGGGCCACCCGGCUGAAAAAGUUGGCUAUCGAUUGUGAUUUCGGUGCCACUUUGAACGAGUUUAUCAAGAAUAUGUUCGUCGUGGGAUUGCGGAGAAAUUUCCGAUCAUUCGUGUGCGUCGGUCGAAUAAACUACGCGUGCCGUCGUGUGUGGAUUGUAGUGCGCCAAAAUGGCAUUUCUGGUGGUGAUGCUCCGCAGUAGCAAGCACCAGAAAUUUCCGAUCAUUCGUGUGCGUCGUCGAGUAAACUUCGCGUGCCGUCGUGUGUGGAUUGUAGUUCGCCAAAAUGGCAUUUCUGAGUGUGCGGUGGACGCGUCGAGGCUCGAGUCGGUUCCGAAUUUUUCGCUUCCCGUCGGCGCUAGUUCUCAAUACACUUUUAGUUUAUAAUAAACAUUUUCUUUCAUUUUUUUACAUUUACACAAAAGAGUGAAAAGUGUUAGUUCGGGCUCACCGGUCGAGAAAAAAAUCCGGCGCCGACAAGUGAGUCGCGUUCAGUGUAUUUCUAUGAGGAAUAGACUAAAGGUUUCUGCUCCCUAGUGGAGUGGAGACGCGCGAUAGAAUUUUAUUUUUGGCUAGUUUUUGCGUCGAAAAGUGGUCGGUUGUUAACGGCGGUUUGUGUAUACUGAUCCAUUGUCAAAUCAUAUCACCAACCAUAGGUGACUCCCGGACUGACAAUGUACCUUACCCUACUAACAAAAAUUCCUUCCUGAGACAAACGUGGAGAUGCAGCGAUUCGCGGUCUUUAUAACAACGUUUGUCUUACUAACAUUCCCUCCCAUCCUCGAUGACCGUAAGGACGUGGCCGGCGCCGUUAUUGACCUUAUUAAAGUUGAGAGCUCUCGCACUGUGUAUAUUGAGAAUAGUAAGCUAAUCCCAAGCCCUA